Molecule: messenger RNA, 6438 nt
Organism: Silurus meridionalis
Lineage: Eukaryota; Metazoa; Chordata; Actinopteri; Siluriformes; Siluridae
Gene: atp2b1a
Product: ATPase plasma membrane Ca2+ transporting 1a
Exons: 22
Coding region: 347-4129 (1260 amino acids)
Biological process (GO): calcium ion transmembrane transport; regulation of cytosolic calcium ion concentration
Cellular component (GO): membrane; intracellular membrane-bounded organelle
Molecular function (GO): ATP hydrolysis activity; P-type calcium transporter activity; PDZ domain binding
Source: RefSeq, a predicted model, not a curated record
CGUGUUACGGGGCGACGCACGCCAGUGGGCGGGGCCUCGGCGCAGAUUGAAGGAGGGUGCUGGACAGACUGGAGUGCGGCUCACGGAGAGACUUGUGCGAACGCCGCUUGAUUUGUAUGGAUUGUGUUCCUCGAGGCUCCUGUCAGCAUGAACGAAUGAGCUUAUGCAACCAGCUGAGGGAAAUGGAUUUUGAAUUGUCCCAGUCCUGCCACGUACAGUCAGUCCUCCACCUCCUCCUUCUUCCCUGAAGGACGUCAGCUGUUUAUGGGAACUACUGGCUUCAGUCUCCUGAGGAUUUAGCUCUCCUUUCAGGACCCCCCUUCCCCACCCCACCCUCCAUAGCAUCAUGGCUAACAACUCGUAUACCGGGGUGAAGAACUCCAUAGCAGAGCCCAAUCAUGAUGGGGAAUUCGGCUGCUCGCUCAAAGACCUGCGCUCACUCAUGGAACUUCGGGGGACCGAGGGAUUAAACAAAAUCCAGGAUUGUUAUGGGGACGUUAACGGACUCUGCUGCAAACUGAAAACUUCACCUAUAGAUGGUUUAAGCGGGAGCCCUGCCGAUAUCGAAAGCAGAAAAGUAGUGUUUGGACAGAACUUUAUACCUCCGAAAAAGCCAAAAACAUUUCUUCAAUUAGUAUGGGAAGCGUUACAAGACGUAACGUUGAUCAUCCUAGAAGUGGCAGCCAUAAUUUCAUUAGGCCUUUCUUUUUAUAGACCUCCAGAUUCACAUGAAAAUAAUUGCGGUGAAGCGGCAGGAGGUGUGGAAGAUGAGGGCGAGUCCGAGGCAGGAUGGAUCGAGGGAGCAGCCAUCCUCCUCUCUGUAAUCUGUGUGGUGCUAGUGACUGCCUUUAACGACUGGAGUAAGGAGAAGCAGUUCCGUGGCUUACAGAGCCGCAUUGAACAAGAGCAGAAGUUUACAGUGGUGCGCGCCGGGCAAGUCAUUCAGAUCCCCGUGGCUGAGAUUGUAGUCGGGGAUAUUGCACAAAUCAAAUACGGUGACCUCUUACCUGCCGACGGCAUUCUCAUCCAAGGGAACGAUCUAAAAAUCGACGAGAGCUCUCUGACAGGAGAAUCAGACCACGUGAAGAAGCUGCUGGAUAAAGAUCCUAUGCUGUUAUCAGGUACCCAUGUCAUGGAGGGCUCUGGAAAAAUGGUCGUCACUGCCAUCGGAGUCAACUCCCAGACCGGAAUCAUUUUCACGUUACUAGGGGCCGGGGAAGACGAAGAAGAGGAAGAAAAGGAGGAAAAGAAGAAGGAAAAAGAGAGGAAGAAAGAGAAGAAAAACAAAAAGCAAGAUGGCUCUGUGGAGAACAGAAAGAAAGCUAAAGCCCAGGAUGGAGCUGCGAUGGAAAUGCAGCCCCUGAACAGUGACGAAGGGGCCGACGCGGAGGAGAAACGCAAAGCCAACUUGCCCAAAAAAGAGAAAUCUGUUCUUCAGGGGAAACUGACUAAACUAGCAGUACAAAUCGGCAAAGCAGGUCUGGUGAUGUCUGCCAUCACAGUCAUAAUCCUGGUAGUGUUGUUUAUAGUGAACACCUUUUGGAUACAAGGCAUUUCAUGGGAGAAAAACUGCACACCCAUAUACAUCCAGUAUUUCGUCAAGUUCUUCAUCAUCGGCGUCACCGUCCUGGUGGUGGCUGUCCCUGAGGGUCUGCCUCUUGCCGUCACUAUUUCACUGGCUUACUCCGUCAAAAAAAUGAUGAAGGACAACAAUUUAGUGAGGCAUUUAGAUGCCUGCGAAACCAUGGGCAACGCUACUGCCAUCUGUUCGGAUAAGACAGGAACUCUGACCAUGAACAGGAUGACUGUGGUGCAGGCUUACAUCGCAGACCAGCACUACAGGAAGGUCCCUGAGCCGGAAGUAAUCCCUGCCAGCAUUCUGGACCUGCUCAUCCUGGGUAUCAGCGUCAACAGUGCAUACACCACCAAGAUCAUGUCUCCAGAGAAGGAAGGGGGUCUAUGUCGUCAAGUGGGCAACAAAACCGAAUGUGCCUUGCUUGGCUUUGUGUUGGACCUAAAAAAAGAUUACCAAGCAAUCCGCAACGAGAUCCCCGAGGAGAAGCUCUAUAAAGUUUACACUUUCAACUCUGUCAGGAAAUCCAUGAGCACCGUGCUGAAGAAUGCUGAUGGAAGCUUCCGGAUGUUCAGCAAAGGAGCCUCGGAAAUUCUGCUUAAAAAAUGUUAUAAGAUCCUUACAGCGAAUGGUGAGACCAAAGUGUUUCGGCCCAGAGACAGGGACGACAUGGUGAAGAAAGUGAUCGAGCCCAUGGCCUCUGAAGGCCUGAGGACAAUAUGCCUGGCCUACAGAGACUUCCCCGCUUCAGAAGGAGAACCCGAUUGGGAAAACGAGGCCGAUAUACUCAGCAGGCUCACCUGUUUGUGCGUGGUGGGCAUCGAGGACCCCGUCAGACCCGAAGUCCCCGAUGCUAUUAGAAAGUGCCAGCGUGCCGGGAUCACAGUACGCAUGGUCACCGGGGACAACAUCAACACAGCUCGCGCCAUAGCAAGCAAAUGUGGCAUCCUGCAGCCUGGAGACGAUUUCCUGUGCCUGGAAGGUAAAGAAUUCAACCGGCGGAUACGCAACGAAAAAGGAGAGAUCGAACAGGAGCGGAUCGAUAAAAUAUGGCCUAAACUCCGAGUCCUGGCCAGAUCCUCUCCGACUGACAAGCACACGUUAGUUAAAGGUAUCAUUGACAGCACCAUUUUAGAACAGAGACAAGUUGUAGCUGUAACAGGAGACGGUACAAACGACGGCCCUGCACUGAAAAAGGCCGAUGUCGGAUUUGCUAUGGGCAUCGCAGGCACCGAUGUAGCUAAAGAAGCCUCGGACAUCAUUCUUACUGACGACAACUUCUCCAGCAUCGUCAGAGCGGUCAUGUGGGGUCGCAACGUCUACGACAGCAUCUCCAAAUUCCUGCAGUUUCAGCUCACUGUCAAUGUAGUGGCCGUGAUCGUGGCCUUCACUGGAGCUUGCAUCACACAGGAUUCUCCUUUAAAAGCAGUUCAGAUGUUGUGGGUAAAUCUGAUCAUGGACACCUUUGCCUCAUUGGCUUUGGCCACCGAGCCUCCCACAGAGUCUCUUUUACUGAGGAAGCCAUAUGGCCGCAACAAACCCCUCAUCUCCAGAACCAUGAUGAAGAACAUUCUGGGCCAUGCCGUUUACCAGCUCACAGUCAUCUUCACCCUGUUGUUUGCAGGCGAAAGGUUGUUCGACAUAGACAGCGGCCGAAACGCCCCUCUCCACGCACCCUCCUCUGAACACUACACCAUUGUCUUCAACACCUUUGUGCUGAUGCAGCUAUUCAACGAAAUCAAUGCCCGCAAGAUCCACGGCGAGAGAAACGUCUUCGACGGCAUCUUCAACAACCUUAUCUUCUGCUCCAUUGUCUUUGGCACAUUCAUCAUCCAGAUCGUCAUCGUGCAGUUUGGCGGCAAGCCGUUCAGCUGUGUGGGUCUCACCAUUGACCAGUGGCUCUGGUGCGUUUUUCUAGGCUGUGGCUGUCUGCUUUGGGGUCAGUUGAUCUCUUCCAUCCCCACCAGUCGCCUGAAGUUCUUGAAAACAGCUGGUCACGGAACACAGAAGGACGAGAUCCCAGAUGAUGAGCUGGAGGACAUGGAAGACCUGGACGAGAUUGACCACGCCGAGCGUGAGCUCCGCAGGGGGCAAAUCCUCUGGUUCCGAGGCCUCAACAGGAUACAGACUCAGAUGGAUGUAGUGAGUGCGUUCCAGAGCGGCACUUCCUUUCAGGGGGCCCUCAGGCGUCACCCCUCGAGCACCAGCCAACAGCACGAUAUCCGAGUAGUGAAUGCAUUCCGCAGCUCCCUGUCCCCCUAUGAGGGGCUGGAGAAACCCGAGUCACGCAGCUCAAUCCACAACUUUAUGACCCACCCGGAGUUCCGGAUAGAAGACUCGGAGCCCCACAUCCCCCUCAUCGACGACACAGACGCAGAGGACGACGCCCCUACGAAGAGAAACGCCACCCCGACGCCCCCUCCGCCUCCCUCUCCAUCACCCAACCAGAACAAUAACGCCGUCGACAGCGGCGUCCACCUAUUCUUAGACAACUGCACGCCGGCCACGCCCUCUGUCCCAGCGAGCCCCAUGCACAGCGUGGAGACGUCCCUCUGAUCGGCUCCGCCGCCCCUCCCUUUCUCCACACUUUGAGCCACACCCACCUUGCCGUCUCUCUCUCUCUCUCUUUCUCAACAGAGACCCGUGCUCGCUCAGCGGACUCACGCACACACCGAGCCGCGUGUGAUCUCUGGGAGCUUGGCUUGUGCUUGACUGAAAUAAGAGCAAGCGUUCACCAGAAUGUAGGGUGUGGUUGUGAUUAUUACCCUUUUUUUUGUUUUUUGUUUUUUUUUCCCCCUCUGUUGUCGUCUUAUUUUAUUCUCAACUCCCUCUCGGAGAGGGAAGGACUCUGUUUCCACCUCUGCUUCUAAAAUCUUUGUCCCCUUUGAAAAAUGGAGGGAUUGUUAAUUCAGAUUGAAAGUGACCUGUAUUUUUUAUUAUAGUUAUUAUUAUAAUUAUUUAAUUAUUAAUAUUCUAAUACUGAGGAGACAAAUGGUUUCUCUAUGGCUUGAAAAUUAUUAGAUGUUGGAAUUGUCUUUUUUUUUUUUCUUUUCUUGAAUGGUGGUGUAUUUUUUUUUAUUUUUUUUUUUAUUAUUAUUAUUUUUUUUUUCCUUUGGCCCGAGAUCACCCAGAUUCAUUUCUGCUCCAUUUGGCUGGUCAUAUUUUGAAUUAUUUAUGGGUUUUUUUUUUUUUUUUUUUUUUUUUUGGAAAAAGGCAGGUCUGUUUACAAAGUUUGUAGAUACUUUUUUUCUCUUUGUCGGUGAAGGAGCUUCCUGAUGCAGAAAAAUGGGGAAAAAAAAAAAAAAAAGGAAGAAGAAUAACUAUUUCAGAUACUGCUGUAUUUUCAGGAGAGAAAAAAAAGGUGUUUCUAUAGAAACCAAACUAUUUUUGCCUGCAAGUUUUAUUUGUUAUAUAUUUGUGGAUACAUAGAAAAACUUCUAGCCAAAUAGAUAACACUAAGGCUUGUAUAGCAGCGAAGAGAAGGCGUCGAGGUCCGGAAGCGAGGACGGGGAUGCAGGCGAGGACCUCCGUUAGUACAUUUCCUUUAGGCAUUUACUACUGCGUUUCUUCAGUUUAUAAAAGCUAGUUUAUCACGCUUACUAGGGACUGUGUUAUGUUCCCAGUUCAUCGAUAUUUCGAUCGAGGCGUAAUGGUCAGGGAACUCGAGGUUUCAAAUGGCAGCAGCUGAAACGGAAUUAAAAGCGAGAGAGACAAAUCACCGACGUUAUCGCCGGGUUGGUCAUUUCUUAGCAGGAAGUACAUCGGUGACAUUUCUGUCCCUGCCAACGUGUGAUAUCAAGGCUCAUGAUCUCAGGCUUGGAGGGAAAAAAUGUAAAUGGAUGAAUCAGAUGCAAAAACAUGAGUGAAGAAUUUUUUUUUUUCGUCUUGAAUUAAAUUAUCUUGUUUCGAUUAAAAUUUAAGAUUACAUUUAUCUUGGUCAGAAAACAUUUCUAAUUUUUGUGGCUUGAUUUUUACAAAAUAAUUUUUUUUAUUUAUUAAAUUUUUUUUUUUUUUUGGGCACAUUACGUUUCCACUUGGGAAUCAGGGGCGGGCGAACAACGAGAGAUUGUAUUCUUUAGGUCGGGGGGGAAUAAACACUUGGGUAUCAUGUUGUCUCUGCACAGGGUACAGUUCUUUCAACUCCCUUUGGAAAUUUUGAUACAGACCAUUAUAAAUAUAGAGUCAGUGUAUUUUUAUGGGACAUGAACAUCUUUUGACCUGCUAAAGCAGACUUCGAGGAAUUUUACACAGUAACCAGUGCAGUAACGGCUUUCCGAAGCAAGGCUAGUGAUUUUGGUUCUGCUAGGAAUCUAUUUCUCAGGGUGGCGAAUAGUACGAACCAGGCUUUAAAAAAAAAAAAAGAAAACCACAUACAGUCAAAUAUUAACACUUUUUUAAAAUGUUUUAUUGCCUCUUGUAUUUUUUUUUUUUGUUUUGUUUUUUUCUCCUGCAGGCCUGUAAAUCGAAGAGGAGAAAGUUUAUAGAAGGGUAGGAUGUGCUCUUCAGUCAGUACAUCCCCACUUUUUUUUUUUCUUUUUUUUUUUCUAAUUUAUUACUUUUUUUGUUCCUUGUGUUAAACAAAUAAAACAGAAAAAAAAAGCAGCUUGAGUUUGCUAUUUAGUGAAGAGAUAAUAUGGAAAGAUAAAAAUCCACAAGUUUAUUCUGUAGCUUCUUCCUGUAACAGGGAUGAAUGUUUUUUUCCAUCUGUUUUUUUUUUUUUUUUUUAAACUUAACAUUUGGAAAUAAAAAGUACUUCAUGUCUGUUUAUCGGGAGAAAUGUAAAUGGUUAUCGUGAUUUAAUUUACAUUUGAAACUUGUUGAGUAAUGUGUAUGGUUUUUAAGAAUUAAAAGCGAAAAAAAAUGGA